Messenger RNA from Dinoponera quadriceps, 2266 nucleotides. RefSeq names its product mitogen-activated protein kinase kinase kinase 7-like. The record is from RefSeq and is a predicted model, not a curated record. Gene Ontology annotation, molecular function: magnesium ion binding; MAP kinase kinase kinase activity; ATP binding. Gene Ontology annotation, biological process: positive regulation of canonical NF-kappaB signal transduction; JNK cascade; protein phosphorylation. The transcript has 10 exons. The coding region runs from base 440 to 2266 and encodes 608 amino acids. Lineage: Eukaryota; Metazoa; Arthropoda; Insecta; Hymenoptera; Formicidae.
CAUGAAGAAAAGUCGAGUUCGUGAUUCGACUCGACAACAAGUUGGACUUACCUUUUAUUGUCAAACAGAACGAUUUGACAGUGAAACCGACGGAUUUUCGUUUUCGAGCGGUGCUCAACAGCGAGCGAUAAAGCCUCGUCGCUUUCAAGCGCGCGACCGAACGGCCGAUCGGAGAGAUUUUUCGUUUCAAAUAACACGGCCCAACGACGAAUCGAAUAAGCUUUUCAAGCUUGAAUCCGGAGACACCGGGGCGGGGGGGGNGACACAUCGCAGACAGGGACGCUUCGCUCUUCGCCAACGAGAUUAUCAGCCGUGAUGCCCUCCGAGCGGAUUCGGAAGAUGGCGAUUUGCGAGGUUGUUUGAUGCCAAUUUGAGUAAACACUCGCGCGCGCGAAGCCUCAAAUGUGCCCUGAAAAUCAUGUGACGUGGACUGUGUGCGAUGGCGUGCAAAGAGAUGAUCGGCCAUCAGCAGCAGUUCGUUGAGGAAAUCGACUAUAAUGAGAUCGAGACAGAGCAGGUAGUCGGCAAAGGUUCCUUCGGGGUUGUGUGGAAAGGGAAAUGGAGGGGGCAGGACGUUGCUGUGAAACACAUAAAUUCGGAAGGAGAGAGAAAGGCCUUCACCGUGGAAGUUAGACAGCUGUCCCGAGUCGCCCAUCCCAAUAUCGUUAAGUUGUACGGCGCGUGUACUAAGAAUCCGGUGUGCUUGGUGAUGGAAUACGCAGAAGGUGGAUCAUUGUACAAUGUAUUACAUUGCAAUCCUCAGCCGCAUUAUACCACUAGUCAUGCCAUGAGUUGGGCCCUCCAGUGUGCGCGUGGUGUUGCGUAUCUUCAUAAUAUGAAGCCAAAACCAUUGAUACACAGAGAUCUAAAGCCACCUAAUCUGUUGUUAGUUAUGGGUGGACAAAUGCUUAAAAUUUGCGACUUCGGCACGGCCUGUGACUUAAACACGUAUAUGACUAAUAAUAAAGGCUCGGCCGCAUGGAUGGCGCCAGAAGUGUUUGAAGGAUCUAGGUAUACAGAGAAGUGCGAUGUAUUUAGUUGGGGUAUCAUUUUGUGGGAGGUCUUAACACGCAAAAAACCCUUUGAUGAUAUUGGUGCUUCAGCCUUUAGGAUAAUGUGGGCUGUUCAUGUAGGACAGAGGCCUCCUUUGAUAGAAGGAUGCCCGAAACCGAUCGAAGAUCUUAUGACUAGAUGUUGGCAGAAAGCACCUGAAGAAAGACCGUCUAUGGACGAGGUGGUGAGGAUAAUGACCGAGCUGUCGGAAUUUUUCAGCCACCAUUUAGAACCUGUCGAGUAUUCCUUAAGUAGUGAGUCUGACUAUGUAGAUGAAAAUGAGACCUCGAAGGAAGAUACAUUAGAUAUGGCCAGUACCUUAGACUCUCGAGUGAAUGGCUCUGUUGCGAACGGCACUAUUCACACAAUUCCAAAGACCGUGGAGAAAGUCGACGGAUGUUCCAACGGGGAGAAUUCGUCGGUUUGUCCUUUGCGUCACACGUCGCCAUUCGACGUGCCGACGACGAAUUUCCCAGCCCGACAAAAUAAUUUAGGAUUUCAACGAGCACCUAACGAGUGUCCGGUUCCGAACAAGCAUUAUCCCGGAGCCACGGACGGUAAUUUAGACUACGCCAAACCGUCGAUCCUGCAAAGCGCGGCGGCACCGACGGCACGUGACGAGAAAUUCGCUGCGCUGCAACACAAAAACUACAAUUUCGCCCCAUUGCACGUGGAAUGCGAUCCGAAUGCUUGGGACUUGCCGAGCUCGUCCGAUUCGUCCUGGGAGAUUCGUAACAUGGCUGGCUUAGACAAAAUGAUGCCGAAAACGAAGAAAAACAUUCAACAAAGUAGCAGCACCACGAGCGAAGACCUGGGCAAUGUGUGCCGCCUCCUGGAUGCCGACCUGAGGCCGCUCACGCCCGACUACACGUGCGAACGCUCGCGCGAGAUCUUCGAGGAGCACAAGCAGAUAGCGCAGGAGUACUUGAAGGUCCAAACGGAGAUAGCGUUCUUGAGCAAGUACAAGAACGAGAUGCUGAAGAACCUGAGCCUCGACAGCCUCAAGCAACAGCAGGAGCUGCGCAAACUGGAGGACGAGAAGGAAUCCCUGGUGAAGUUGUGCCGCAAUCUGAAGCGGCAGUUGCAAAUCAUGAAGGAUCAAAGGGUCAACGGGGCACUGACGAACGCCAACGCGCCGAUGAUAGCGCCUGCCGUUUCCGGGAACAACGGCUGGGUGCGGGUACCGCGUCAGGACCCGUCGAGGCUUUCCUGA